AUGGCCUAUCUACACCAGAGCCUUUUUGCUGUGCUUAGUCUUGUUGCCUUGGCUUGCUCGCAGCAAAAUGAUCCCAUUCAGUCCUUCUGUCGCCGCUGGGGCCACGCGACCGCGCACGUCGACUCCAAGCUCUACAUCGAUGGCGGCAUGAUAGCAUCCGAUCCAUUCGCCUCGAACCACUCCAAUCCAUGGCUUUUGUUCAGUGACUUGAACUCUUCGACCGUCCAGGCCGGCAUGCCCCAGCAAUAUGCCAAUCUAUCCAAGCCUGGCAACAUCCCGAGCGUUUCGGGCGGCUACAUUUGGGCCGACAAUACAAACAAGUGCUUCUAUCAGUUUGGCGGAGAAUACCCGGCCGGCGCCAGCCCUACCGACUUCAGCAUGUGGACCUACGAUGUGCUUCUCAACCAAUGGAAUAGCACCGACACGACCGGCGACAAGAACAUACAGCGAGUGUCAUUCGGCGCUGGAACACAAGUGGAAGAGCGUGGAGUUGGCUUUUACUUUGGUGGCUGGAUCAGCAAUCAAACAACAGUGGGCUGGCAAGGCCCACGUAUGGCGACAAACGGUCUUGUCCAAUUCGACAUGUCCUCGGGCGAACUGAAAAACAUGAGUGGACCCGACAAUACAGGACGAGCCGAGGGACAGCUAAUCUACCUGCCCGUAUCAGAUAGCGGUGUACUCGUCUAUUUCGGCGGCAUCGAAGACACUUAUCGCAAUGGGAGCUUUGAUGCAACGAUACACAUCUAUGAUAUGGCUUCAUCCAAAUGGUAUACGCAGACGGCCUCAGGCAACAUACCUCCCACACGAAGACAAUUCUGCGCAGAUGUUACUUGGGCGGAUGAUAAGUCAUCUUUCAACAUUUACCUCUACGGAGGUUAUGGCUUUGGGGAUCAUCCUGCGUACGAUGAUGCCUUUCCUGCUGGCAACAGCACAGCUCCCAGUCCGGUUGGCCAUGGAGGCUGUAGCGCGAAUGCCAUCAACCGUGUACAAAUGUUGGUCAUCGGCGGCUGGUUCCCUGUCUACGACAAAUGCGAUGCGCCAGAAGGCCAAGGCCAGCAUAACAUGGUAUUAGGGUACAAUGGCGAGGAUGCGAAGCUUUGGGACAAAUACCAGCCCCAGAUUCAUCAAUAUGUUGUGCCUUCGCCUAUCAUUGCCGCGAUUGGAGGAGGGCCAACUGGAGGUGCUACCAAAACUGCCCCCCAGCAAUGGGGACAUCCUGAUCUAGCAACCUACUACACUUUGAAGCCUUCCUUUGCAGCCAGGUCAGCCACUCGUCUGAUUCCUUCGCCUACGGGCUCUCUGUCAUCCGAUGGGGACAAGAAGACCAAUGUUGCCGCUAUUGCCGGAGGCGUUGUCGGGGGUCUUGUGGGCCUCAUUGCCAUCCUAUGCCUCAUAUUGUUCUGCCUACACCGCCGCAAGAAAGCUUUGAAAGAAAAAAGAGAAAAGGAGGGUGAUGCUAGCAAUGCUCCUCCGCCACCUCCACCUGCUGAGCUGGCAACAACGAUCCCACAGGAGUUGGCCGCCUCGGAGGCUAACAAGUAUGUACCCAUCAACCAGAUCGACUCUCCCGCCCUGGCCCAAUAUCCGGAGCACGCUCAACAGCACUCACAUUCGAAUAGCCAUGACUACACCUCUGCAUAUCCCGCCCAAGGCCCUCCAUCCUACGGGCACACACCCCCAUACACAUCGCCUGUAGUGCCAGCCAGCCAGAUGUCCCCGCGCGGAGACCAGACCUUUUCAGACAUGGACGGCUCACACACGUCUCCAUCGACUGCUUGGGGUACGCACGCCGAGUUUCCGUCACCUGGACCAGGCCAUGAAGGCCAUUAUUCGUAUCCUACUCCCGUUACACCACGGCAGCCCUCGGCCGAUUUCAUACAACCGCACGCGCCCGUAUACUACCCACACCCUGGUGCAGCGGCAGCACACGGACAACCACCUCCGACUAAUUUUGCCGAAGAAGGUGGAAACUUCCACGUACAACAAUAUCAGAGUACUAGUACUACGAACACACCUACACAAUUCUAUUCUCAGCCGGUACAAUCAGGAUCGCCGGGAAGGAUAAGCGAAAGGCGUGGGCCUGUUCAAGGGAAAUUCAUGGAAGAAGAGCACAUGUGA
Molecule: messenger RNA, 2118 nt
Organism: Exserohilum turcica Et28A
Lineage: Eukaryota; Fungi; Ascomycota; Dothideomycetes; Pleosporales; Pleosporaceae
Exons: 6
Coding region: 1-2118 (705 amino acids)
Molecular function (GO): protein binding
Source: RefSeq, a predicted model, not a curated record